AUCGUCAUUUAGCAACUAAUCAACCUGCCUCUAGCAACUUACCCUGAAAAGUAGUUUGCAACACUGGGUGGGACGGGGGUGACGGCAGCACCCGCUGCUCGUUGAGAAGAGUAAGAACGAUACGUGCUUUCACGCCAGAGUCUCCAAUAACACCAGAAAAAGUCGCUAGUCUCUUUUUGAAAAUGUGUCGCUAGAGGGGUCUGAAUACUCGCUAAAUAUAACGACAACGUCGCUAAAUUGGCAACGCUGGCGGAGGACGGAAAGGGUAACACGUGCUACACCAGCGGAGAGACGAGUUGUAGUGAUGACGUGAGGUUCAACAUGGACAACAAGCAAAUGGACCAGUUUGGCGGAAUGGGAGAAAAAACGCUACAGAAACAUGAAGAGGAACCACUUGGCCAUGUUGGCUGUCUGCAGCCGCUGGUCCCUGUAUUUAUGAUGCAUGGCCGGGAGGGGAGGGAGCGUAGACCGCCCCCACAAGGACCUAGUGACACAGUGGAGGAAGAGGAAGAAUGGACCCCUCACCUGGAGAGACAACACCAGGGUAAAACUCAAAGAAGGGAGAAUAAGUUCAGAAGACCUUCUACAGCCUCCACUUCUAAACCCCCUCAGUCCAGAAGACCUUCUACAGCCUCCACUUCUAAACCCCCUCAGUCCAGAACAACUAAAACAUCAUUGACUACAGGGUCCUAUACCUCACCUGCAAUCUCAGCCUCAACCAAAACCCUCAACACAGCGACCUUAACCCCUACUGAGACACAGACCUUAACCUCGUCCCCAAUCAGAACCAAACAUUCUGACACCAUAGCCACACCUAAAACCUCGACUAGCUCAGAGGUGAGAACAGCCUCAGCCAGGUCCACUGCUACACAGGUAACCACAAGGUCUGACCCCUCGACCCCAGCCAGACCCCAGCUGAGCAGAGGCCCAGUGGUGACACGUAUUUACACCUGGAUGUGGACUGACUGGGACAGUCACAAAAUGGGAAGAGAACCUUCAAGACAACCUCACCUGGAUGAGCUGACUGGAGAGGCGAGAGAGAGUAGGGAUGAGACGGAGAGGAAGACAAAGAAAGAGAAGGGAAGAGCAGGAGAAGAGGAGAAACAGGAGCCGCUAAACGAAGAGAGGGACGGAGAAAAGGAGAGAGAGAGCGAAGGAGGGAUGGAAUCAGAGUGGACGAGUGGGGGAGAGGAGGAGAGCGGGAGUGAAGGAGAGAGCACACCCAGUAGCUCUCACAGGGACCCAGUGUGUGUGUCAGAGCAGAUGAAGAGGGUGUGGCUAAGGCAGGUGAACCUCCGCAGCAGAGUCAGAGUCUGCUAUACUGAGGAAGAGAAGCUGAGAGACGACGAUUACUUCUUCUGUGAGGAGUGCAAGUCUUUCUUCAUCGAGGAGUGUGAGCUCCACGGUCCCCCCCUCUUCAGCCCAGACACCCCGGCCCCCCUGGGGGCCCCAUACAGGGCCAGACUCACCUUGCCGCCCGGCCUGGAGAUCAGGACAUCAGCCAUCCCUGGAGCUGGGCUGGGGGUCUUCAACCACGGACACACCGUGCCCCAAGGGACGCACUACGGACCGUAUGAAGGAGAACUCACAGACUCGGAGCUGGACCUGGAGAGUGGAUACUCCUGGGUGAUCUACAAAAGCAAGCAGAGUGACGAGUACAUUGAUGCCAAGAGAGACACUCACUCCAACUGGAUGAGGUAUGUGAACUGUGCCCGUAGUGAAGAAGAGCAGAAUCUGUUGGCCUUCCAGUACAGAGGAGGGAUUCUGUACCGUUGCUGUAAGCCUAUAGCUGUUGGAGAGGAGCUGUUGGUGUGGUACGGAGAGGAAUACGCCAGAGACCUGGGCAUCGUCUUCGACUUCCUCUGGGACAAAAAGAGCUCAGCUAGAGGUGUGAAUGAGUCGUCCCAGUCUCAGAUCUUUUCCUGCUCUGGUUGUCCGUUCUCCUUCACGGCUCAGAUCUACCUCUACAAGCACAUAAAGAGAUGCCACAGGGAAGAGUACGUCAGGCUGCCUAGGAGUGGAGGGAUUAGAUCAGAGACACUAGCACCACCCAGUGGCUCUCAGCGGUGUUCAACAACUUCAGAUCGCACCCCCAUCACACUCCCCACCCAGAAACACAGAGACACAGGGAAGCCAAGACCUCACCACUGCUCUCAGUGUGGGAAGAGUUUCCAUCGAUCAGGAGACUUAAAGGUGCACCAACGUACUCACACAGGAGACAGGCCGUAUCACUGCUCUCAGUGUGGGAAGAGUUUCCAUCGAUCAGGAGACUUAAAGGUGCACCAACGUACUCACACAGGAGAGAGGCCAUAUCACUGUUCCCAGUGUGGGAAGAGGUUCAAUGUGUCAGGAAAUGUAAAGAAACACCAGCGUAUUCACACAGGAGAGAGGCCGUAUCACUGCUCUCAGUGUGGGAAGAGUUUCCAUCGAUCAGGAGACUUAAAGGUGCACCAACGUACUCACACAGGAGAGAGGCCAUAUCACUGUUCCCAGUGUGGGAAGAGGUUCAGUGUGUCAGGACAUUUAAAGAAACACCAGCGUAUUCACACAGGAGAGAGGCCGUAUCACUGCUCUCAGUGUGGGAAGAGUUUCAGUGAGUCAGGGAGUGUUAAGAGACACCAGCAUGUUCAGUGUGGGAAGAGUUUCAGUUAGGAAGCUUAAAAAGCGUACUCACACCUGACUCUGAGUCACUAGCAUCAACUGAUUUACCGGUGGUAUUCCAAAACUCUAAAUGCCGCAAAUAGUUUGUUUGCCGGAAUAAAAAUCCAGUGGAACAUCUUUGAUUCCGCGUGUGCUGUGUGAGAGGGUGACUGCAGUGAGAGACUAGAGGUCGAGUUUUCAUAACAAUCGGAAAUCGGUAUUUUUGGGCGCCGAUAUGCCUUUUUUUUUUUUUUUUUUUUUACACCUUUAUUUAAUCUUUAUUUAACUAGGCAAGUCAGUUAAGAACACAUUUUUAUUUAUUAAUGACGGCAUAGGAACGAGGCAGACCUGCAACCUUGCAGUUAACUAGUCCAAUGCUAACACCUGAUUACAUUGCACUCCACGAGGAGCCUGCCUGUUACGCAAAUGCAGUAAGCUAAGGUAAGUUGCUAGCUAGCAUUAAACGUAUCUUAUAAAAAACAAUCAAUCAAUGACUGUCAUCGCUCCAAUGUGUACUUUUUUUUAUUUUAUUAAUUUUUACCCCAUUUUCUCCCCAAUUUUCGUGGUAUCCAAUCGCUAGUAAUUACUACCUUGUCUCAUCGCUACAACUCCCGUACGGGCUCGGGAGAGACGAAGGUCGAAAGCCAUGCGUCCUCCGAAGCACAACCCAACCAGCCGUACUGCUUCUUUAACACAGCGCGCCUCCAACCCGGAAGCCAGCCGCACCAAUGUGUCGGAGGAAACACCGUGUACCUGGCCCCCUUGGUUGGCUCGCACUGCGCCCGGCCCGCCACAGGAGUCGCUGGAGCGCGAUGAGACAAGGAUAUCCCUACCGGCCAAACCCUCCCUACCCCGGACGACUUGUUUUCAAUUGUGCGUCGCCCCACGGACCUCCCGGUCGCGGCCGGCUGCGACAGAGCCUGGGCGCGAACCCAGAGACUCUGGUGGCGCAGUUAGCACUGCGAUGCAGUGCCCUAGACCACUGCGCCACCUGGGAGGCUCCAAUGUGUACUUAGCCAUAAACAUCAAUGCCUUUCUUAAAAUCAAUACACAAGUAUAUAUUUUUAAACUUGCAUAUUUAGCUAAAAAACAUCCAGGUUAGCAGGCAAUAUUAACCAGGUGAAAUUGUGUCAUUUCUCUUGUGUUCAUUGCACGCAGAGUCAGGGUAUAUGCAAAAGUGUCUCUUUGCGAACUAAUUAUGACAUAACAUUGAAGGUUGUGCAAUGUAACAGGAAUAUUUAGACUCAUGGAUGCCACCCGUUAGAUAAAAUACGGAACGGAAUAAACGUUUUGUUUUCGAGGUGAUAGUUUCCAGAUUAGCCAAAGGUAUAUGGUUUAGAGAGAAAUAGAGGAAUUAUAACACGUCGACUAACUUGCGGCUGAAUUUGAAAGGGGUUCCUUCGUUAUUUUACCGUUCUUGUCUUCUGUAGAGAAUGUCUUGAUCUACUUCAAAUAAGGUCUGUGUUUCGUGCAGGCUUAAACCGCCUCGGCGUUUUGAUACCCGUGUAAAUCUCACUAGGAUAAGGUAACGUUUGUCAACAUAUUUUCAUAAAUCCACUACAAUUUUCUUAAUCUUCGCUUAUAUUUAGCCAAUAUUGAUCAGAGUUACCUUGUCCUAUGGAUAUCUAAACAGUAAUAAAAUAAGCGGUGUAAGCCUACACGAAACACAGACCUUAUUUUAAGUGAAUCUGAAAAUAUCCUAUGGAAUAAAUGAAGGAAACGUUUUUCAGAUUUUGCUAGGUGUCAUGAGAAUUAUGACUCGCACUUUGGUUGUCAAUUCUUACCAUGCCCAUUAUUAAAAUAGGAUUUCCUGCAUAUAGAAAUGACAGUUUGUUUUCAAAAUUCAUCACAGGUAACUUAAACUCUAUUUUUAUUCAAACAGUUGAGAUUAUUUGUCUCCUAAGCAGACUCUUCAGUAUCAUUGUCACUUCAGAGCUGUGUGUGUAUUUAUGUAUUAUAUUAAGUUAAAAUAAGUGUUCAUUCAGUAUUGUUGCAAUUAUCAUUAUUACAAAAAUGUGUGUGAUAUAGAUUUAUUAAAAAAAUAUCGGCUUUUUUUGUCCUCCAAUAAUCG
This is a messenger RNA of Salvelinus fontinalis (brook trout), 4711 nucleotides long. RefSeq names its product histone-lysine N-methyltransferase PRDM9-like. Gene Ontology annotation, cellular component: nucleus. Gene Ontology annotation, molecular function: protein binding; histone methyltransferase activity. The coding region runs from base 322 to 2652 and encodes 776 amino acids. The record is from RefSeq and is a predicted model, not a curated record. The transcript is spliced from 8 exons. NCBI's taxonomy places the organism in Eukaryota, Metazoa, Chordata, Actinopteri, Salmoniformes, Salmonidae.